AUGAAGUUAAUAAUAAUCUUUGUAGCAGUCUGGAUCACGCUUGUUCGAAGCACAGUGGUUCAACGCGACCGUGUACUGGUGAAACCACCAGGCAAGAGUAAUGUCACCCUGGACGUUAUCAUCGACAAACCUAAGGAUGAUGAAAGUGGUGAAGUGAUUGUUAUGUUGCCGUCAUCGCAGCGCGGUUCUGAUGAAGACUUUGACCCCGUGGCAGAACGCAUCGCUCUUGCCGGUUACCGUGUACUGCGGCCGCAACCGCGAGGUAUCGGCCAGAGCCGAGGUUCGAUGGAGAAUCUCACAUUGCACACACUCGCCGAUGACGUGGCUGCCGUGAUCCAAGAGUUCGCCGCCAGCGGACAUCAAGCGGUCGUUGUAGGCCAUGCCUUUGGUCACUACGUGGCUCGUGUCACUGAUCUCGACUAUCCUGAGCUGGUGCGUGGCGUGGUCCUCGUCGCGGCUUCACGAUUCGGCGGAGAUUCCAAACUGAGCGCGAAACUCGACAAUAUCGCCGAUGGAACGCUACCGCAUGAAGAACGACUAGCUCUUCUCUACGACGCCUUCUUUGCGCCCGGGAACGACGCAACCGUUUGGCUAACUGGCUGGUAUCCGUCUCUGAGGAAUUUUUAUCGAAAUGCAUCUAGAACGCCGCCGAAUACCGCCUGGUGGCCCGUGUCGAACGCGCCUAUUCUCGAUCUACAAGCAGCCGACGACCCAUGGCGACCGCGUAACACAAGCCAAGAGCUGAGAGACGCACUCGGCGCUGACAAAGUCACCAUCAAGACGAUCGAGCACGCCAGUCACGCUCUUUUGCCCGAGCAGCCAAAACAAGUGACCGAUGCCAUCGUCGCCUGGAUCAAAGCAUUGCCGUCGUCGGCAGUGAGCUACACUAACAAAGAUUCCAGCGGCAUGAUCGUACUUUGUACUUUUGUUUUCGUGUACAUUCCUCAACUGUUAUUUCUCAUAUAA
Didymodactylos carnosus is the source of this 966-nucleotide messenger RNA. Lineage: Eukaryota; Metazoa; Rotifera; Eurotatoria; Philodinida; Philodinidae. The record is from the annotation of a GenBank genome assembly.